CCAAAACUACGAGUCCGCGGCAUGGAGAGACACAAACCGGGAGAAUUUGGUCUAUAUCAGCUCCAAAUCAAACCAUGAUCCUGCAGUGCUGUAGCCAGAGCAGAGCUGACAAAGAUGCAAAGAGACAGAAAGGUGUUUGGUGCUAUCUGCCCUAACCAAAUGGGCCAGCAAGAAAAGAGAGCUGCGGUAAACAAAAAGGAUAAAGUGCUGGUGCCAAGAAGCAGCAGCCCAGUCACUGUGUACGUGGAGCUCCCCUGCAUCAUUGAACAAGCCUUUUCAACAAUUGCAUGGGAUGAUUUGGAAGACUGUGCGUCUGUGGUGAGACGAGAGAGCGACUUCCUCGGUUCUCAGGUGAAUGAAUCUGAUGCAGAUGACCAAGACUUUGGAGAUUAUGCGCUGGAUUUCAUGGCAGAGUCUCCUGCCACACUGGAGAGCAGCCUGUCUCCUGCUGAACUUGUACCAUUUGAAGGAUGUGUCAUACCUCCACUCACCCCUCAGCGGUACUUAUCUUCAGAGAACACCCUGUUUCACACAUCUACAGAAGCAAACAACCCAUCUGCCCAAGAUGGAGCUCCAUGGAAGUGUAUCGCCCAGUGCCAAGGCAGGAUGUUAGGAGAUUCAGUGGAAGUCAACAAUCAGCUCUAUGAGACUCUGCAUAGAAAACAGGAAGAGAUCGACUCCCUUCAGGAGAGAAACCUUCACCUCAGGCAGCUGGCCAGCCGUGCAAAGCACCUGGCCUCAGUGCUUGAAAAACUGAUGACUGUCAGAGACCCACAUAUAAGAGAGCCCGUGCCAUGCGGUGAUAAAACUUCACUGAGUCCCUGUAAGCGGCAGCGACUAGAUGAAGGCUACGAAACGGAGUCCUCUGACUCAGUGGAGGACAUGCUGAGGGACAUCAGCACACGCUGCAAUGCUGUGCUGCAUGGCACAGCUACUGGAACAAGAGUUCAGCAGGAAUCAGAGACUAUACGCAUGUACGGUGCAUUCUCAGGUCUACAGACUUCUUUUUCCAAGGGCAGCAGCACAGCGACGGACAGAGCAGAGCUUGAAGAGAGUGUCUCAUCUUUCAGAACUUCAAUCAGAGAACAUUGCACCAUAAGGACUCAGGUGUUUCCUCAUGGACAUGCCUUCACCUCAAGGACUCAUCAGGGAGGAUACCGCUUUCGCUGGGUUCCCAACCACAGCUGAAGACAGUGUUAACAAAUGUAAAAAUGGUUCCAUUCAUGCUUCUGAUGUAAAAGUGCCAUACGUCUAUUGAAGACUGGAAGGAAGUGUGGGUGGGCAGUGACAGUUAAUGCUUAACUAAUAAUCUAUAGUAAUAUCUGUGAAUGAUUAAAUGAUGUCUUCCUCAGGUAGCUUAUAAGCUAAUCACUCAGAGGUAGAGGCGCCUGACAAAGGAAAUAAUACUGCCUGAGCUUUUGUUUUCUUUGUGUUUCUGUUUACAUGCCU
Messenger RNA from Larimichthys crocea (large yellow croaker), 1449 nucleotides. It is a transcript of the gene mcidas, whose product is annotated as multiciliate differentiation and DNA synthesis associated cell cycle protein. Gene Ontology annotation, biological process: negative regulation of cell cycle; negative regulation of DNA replication. The record is from RefSeq and is a predicted model, not a curated record. The transcript has 7 exons. Bases 115 to 1188 code for a protein of 357 amino acids. NCBI's taxonomy places the organism in Eukaryota, Metazoa, Chordata, Actinopteri, Sciaenidae. Gene Ontology annotation, cellular component: nucleus.